This is a messenger RNA of Suillus discolor, 782 nucleotides long. RefSeq lists its product as uncharacterized. Lineage: Eukaryota; Fungi; Basidiomycota; Agaricomycetes; Boletales; Suillaceae. The transcript is spliced from 6 exons. Bases 87 to 626 code for a protein of 179 amino acids. The record is from RefSeq and is a predicted model, not a curated record.
CUGUCAUAGCUUUAAACUUACAAGCACCCAGCUGUGACACCCACAACUUGAAUUCCUUUGAUGCAUCAGCGUCCAACGACUUUAUCAUGAGUUCUCGCCCACACACCGCCGUUGUGGCCAACGCGAAGAUCUUCCCGGUCUUUGCAAAUAGGCUCGCAUCACACGACCUCAACGAGUACAUAAACACUGCAAAAAAGCUGAAGAACUGGUUGGGCUCCGAGAAAGCAUACUAUCCUGACGCUCUACGUAAUAUCGUUUUGCUCCUCGAGAUUGCCCAUCAGACCUUUACGAGAAGGUUUCUCCCAACAGAAUCGUCAGCACUUGCUGUGAUAGAUAUAUAUCAGGCCUUAAUUCGCGCCGUAAUUCCUUUCCUACGGUUUUUUACAGAGGAGGACCUGCAACUCCGACUCCAAGACUUGAUCCAAAGUUCUUCUGAGAUUUCGACUAAUUCUAUAUAUCCUAUCCGGGCUGAAAGCGAAGCCACAACUCAAGAAUACAAGGAUGCUACCUCAAUCAUCACAAGUACCCGAGAUGCGACUCCAAGCACACAACUAAUGUUUCCCAGCAAUGCGCAAAUGGAGUCAGUUCAAUCACCUGUAAGAUGUACACGCGCUGUUUAUUCAUGAUCUAACAUAUAAAUUCAUAGAUUACAGCGCAGCCUUCGACCUCGUCUACACCCCACCCAGAUAUUCACGCGGAUCCCCCAGCCAGUGCCUCCAUCCCGAGAAUCCUUCCAAAACCUCAACCAAAGCGCCAAUCUGUGGCAUCUUCGCUAUCUGAGC